Molecule: messenger RNA, 5328 nt
Organism: Alnus glutinosa
Lineage: Eukaryota; Viridiplantae; Streptophyta; Magnoliopsida; Fagales; Betulaceae
Product: pentatricopeptide repeat-containing protein At3g18110, chloroplastic
Exons: 5
Coding region: 47-4558 (1503 amino acids)
Biological process (GO): carbohydrate metabolic process
Molecular function (GO): hydrolase activity, hydrolyzing O-glycosyl compounds; protein binding
Source: RefSeq, a predicted model, not a curated record
CACUGGAAGCGUUGAACCGAACCGCCUCAGCUGACCGACUGCGGCCAUGGCUUGUACAGGAAUGCUGGGCUUUACCUCGUCACCCUUGAUACUGCACUCUGCAGACUCUUCUUCUUCUUCUUCUAAGGUAUGCAAAUGCAAAGGCAAAACCACCCCUUUCUCUUGCUUUUCCAAUUCUGCGACUUCUGCUGCUACUACUGCCACUACAAGCAAUUCUUCUGACCAAGUGAAUGUUAAUAAUAACAAUAAUACUCAGAAAUUCAAAUAUAGCAGAGCCUCGCCAUCAGUGAGAUGGCCCCACCUAAAACUCACCGAGACUUACCCAUCCUCUCAGACCCAGUUCACUGUUGCAUCUCCUCCUCCGACCCAUGUUGUCGAGGAUGUCGGUUUUUCGCUAAAAGCCUCGGAUUCUGGGGCCAAAGACGAAACCCAGGAAGGGGAUGAUGCGGAAUCUUUGCAUAUGAAUGUUAAUGAUGAAACCCAACAAAUGUUGGGGAGGCCUAGCAAGACUAAGGCUAAGAAAAUGACAAAACUGGCUCUCAAGAGAGCCAAAGAUUGGAGGGAGAGAGUGAAAUUAUUGACAGAUAGGAUUUUAGGAUUGAAACCGGAGGAGUUUGUGGCUGAUGUGUUAGACGACAAGCAGGUUCAGAUGACGCCCACCGAUUAUUGCUUUGUGGUGAAAUGGGUGGGCCAAUCGAGCUGGCAGCGAGCGUUGGAGGUGUACGAGUGGUUGAAUUUGCGGCACUGGUACUCCCCGAAUGCGAGGAUGCUUGCCACCAUCCUGUCGAUUCUUGGCAAGGCUAAUCAAGAAGCCUUAGCAGUGGAAAUCUUCACCCGGGCGGAGCCGGCAGAGGGUAAUACUGUCCAAGUUUUCAAUGCCAUGAUGGGUGUGUAUGCGCGGAAUGGCCGGUUUGAUAAGGUCCAACAACUGCUUGAUACGAUACGUCAAAGAGGGUGCGAGCCAGACCUCGUGAGUUUUAAUACUUUGAUAAAUGCCCGUUUGAAGGCGGGUGCUAUGGUACCAAAUUUGGCUAUUGAACUUUUGAAUGAAGUGAGGAGAUCAGGGCUUAGGCCAGAUAUAAUAACUUACAAUACUCUUAUUAGUGCUUGUUCACGUGAAUCGAAUUUGGAGGAGGCUUUGAAGGUUUACAUUGAUAUGGAGGUGCAUAAUUGUCAGCCUGAUUUAUGGACUUAUAAUGCCAUGAUUUCAGUGUAUGGGAGAUGUGGACUGUCUAGCAAAGCUGAGCAGCUCUUUAAGGAUUUGGAGUCAAAAGGAUUUUUCCCUGAUGCAGUGACGUAUAAUUCUUUGUUAUAUGCUUUUGCAAGAGAAGGGAAUGUAGAGAAGGUGAAGGAGAUUUGUGAAGAAAAGGUGAAAAUGGGAUUUGGUAAAGAUGAGAUGACAUACAAUACUCUUAUACACAUGUAUGGGAAGCAGGGCCAACAUGAUUUAGCAUUACAGCUUUACAGGGACAUGAAAUUGUCAGGCCGAAAUCCUGAUGUGAUUACGUACACUGUUUUGAUUGAUUCACUUGGGAAAGCAAGUAAGAUAAUGGAAGCUGCAAAUGUGAUGUCAGAGAUGUUGGAUGCAAGGGUAAGACCCACUUUGCGGACUUAUAGUGCUUUAAUUUGUGGGUAUGCCAAAGUUGGGAAGCUAGUAGAGGCUGAAGAAACGUAUGAUUGCAUGCUUAGGUCUGGGAUUAGACCUGAUCAUCUAGCUUACUCAGUUAUGUUGGAUAUCUUUCUGCGAUUCAAUGAGACAAAGAAGGCCAUGAUGUUGUAUCAGGAAAUGGUUUUUGAUGGCUUCAUGCCGGAUCAUGCUCUUUAUGAGGUCAUGCUCCGAGUGCUUGUGAGGGAAAACAAAUUGGAAGGUAUUGAAAAAGUGAUUAGAGAUAUGGAAGAGAUAUGCGGUCUGAAUCCACAAGUUAUUUCUUCUAUUCUCAUUAAGGGUGGAUGCUAUGACCAUGCUGCUAGAAUGUUGAGAUUGGCCAUCAGUAAUGGCUUUGAACUGGACCGUGAUAGUUUGUUAUCUAUCUUGAGUUCAUAUAGUUUGUCUGGCAGGCACUUAGAAGCACGUGAAUUGCUUGAAUUCUUGAGAGAACGUGCUCCUGGCUCAAAGCAACUGUUGACUGAAGCACUGGUUGUCAUACUGUGCAAGGCUCACCAACUGGAUGCUGCAUUGGUGGAAUUUAGUAAUACUAGGGGAUUUGGUUCAUUUAAUGGAAGUUCUACCCUUUAUGAAACCCUGAUUCAAGGCUGCGAAGAAAAUGAACUCUUUGGUGAAGCUUCUCAAGUCUUCUCUGACAUGAGAUUCUUUGGUGUCGAACCUUCUGAAUAUAUUUACCGAAGUAUGGUGCUAAUAUAUUGUAAAAUGGGCUUCCCUGAGACAGCCCAUCAUUUGGUUGAUCAAGCAGAAAAGAAAGGCAUUUCGUUUGACAGUGUCUCAAUAUAUGUUGAUGUUAUUGAGGCAUAUGGGAAAUUGAAGCUAUGGCAGAAAUCGGAAAGCUUGGUGGGGAAUCUUAGGCAAAAAUGUACAACAGUGGAUAGGAAGGUUUGGAAUGCUUUAAUACAAGCUUAUGCUGCAGAUGGUUGCUAUGAACGAGCCAGGGCUAUUUUUAAUACAAUGAUGAGAGAUGGCCCUUCCCCAACUGUAGAUUCCAUGAAUGGUCUAUUGCGAGCUUUAAUUGUUGAUGGGAGAUUAAACGAGCUUUAUGUGAUAAUCCAGGAGUUGCAAGAUAUGGGUUUUAAGAUAAGCAAAAGUUCUAUUCUGUUGAUGCUUGAAGCAUUCACUCAUGCCGGAGACAUUUUUGAGGUGAAGAAAAUAUACCAUGGAAUGAAGGCUGCUGGUUAUUUUCCCACCAUGCAUCUUUACAGGAUUAUGAUUGGGUUAUUGUGUAAGGGAAAACGCGUAAGGGAUGUUGAAGCCAUGUUAUCUGAAAUGGAAGAGGCAGGAUUUAAACCUGAUCUUUCAAUAUGGAAUUCUAUUCUAAAGCUAUAUGCUGGAAUUGAGGAUUUCAAGAAGACUGCUCAAGUGUACCAGCAAAUCCAAGAAGCUGGAAUUAAUCCAGAUGAGGACACUUACAAUACUUUGAUCAUAAUGUACUGCAGGGAUCGGAGACCGGAAGAAGGUUUGUCACUGAUGCUUGAAAUGAGAAGGCUGGGUCUGGAACCUAAGUUGGACACUUACAAAAGCAUGAUUGCAGCAUUCGGUAAGCAGCAGAUGCUGGAACAAGCCGAGGAACUUUUUGAAGAGUUGAGGUCAAAUGGAUGUAAAUUAGACCGCUCCUUUUUUCAUCUAAUGAUGAAAAUGUUUAGAGAUUCUGGAAAUCAUUCCAAAGCAGAAAAGCUAAUGGGCAUGAUGAAAGAGGCAGGAGUAGAACCCACAAUUGCUACAAUGCACCUGCUUAUGGUUUCUUACGGCAGUUCUGGGCAGCCCCAAGAAGCUGAAAAAGUGCUUAACAAUUUGAAAGCAACUGGCUUAAAUCUUGAUACACUACCAUAUAGUUCAGUUAUUGAUGCGUAUCUCAAGAAUGGAGAUUAUAAUGCUGGAAUCCAAAAGCUCGUGGAGAUGAAGGAAGUUGGUAUGGAGCCAGAUCAUAGAAUAUGGACAUGCUUUAUUAGGGCUGCAAGUUUGUGUGAGCGUACAAGUGAAGUCCUUAUACUCUUAAAUGCACUCCGGGAUGCUGGGUUUGAUCUUCCAAUCAGGCUUCUGACAGAAAAAUCCAAGUCACAAGUUUCAGAGGUAGACCAUUGUCUAGAGAAACUAGAACCUAUGGAAGACAAUGCAGCCUUUAAUUUUGUCAACGCCUUGGGGGAUCUGUUGUGGGCAUUUGAACUCCGGGCUACUGCUUCAUGGGUUUUCCAAUUGGCAAUCAAGAGGAACAUUUAUCGCCAUGAUGUGUUCAGCGUAGCUGACAAGGACUGGGGGGCUGAUUUUAGAAAGUUGUCUGCUGGUUCAGCUCUUGUUGGUCUUACUUUGUGGCUUGACCAUAUGCAGGACGCAUCAUUGCAGGGUUAUCCAGAGUCUCCAAAAUCAGUUGUUCUGAUAACAGGGACAGCAGAGUAUAACAUGGUUUCCCUUAAUAGCACAUUGAAGGCUUGCCUUUGGGAGAUGGGAUCCCCUUUUCUGCCUUGUAGAACAAGAAGUGGGCUCCUUGUGGCUAAGGCACACUCUCUUAGAAUGUGGUUGAAGGACUCCCCAUUUUGCUUGGAUCUUGAGUUGAAAGAUGCCCCAUCUCUCCCUGAAUCAAACUCAAUGCAACUCAUUGAAGGAUGCUUCAUUAGACGCGGACUUGUUCCUGCAUUCAAGGACAUAACUGAGAGACUUGGACUAGUGAGGCCCAAGAAGUUCGCCAGAUUGGCUUUGCUAUCGGAUGAUAGAAGAGAGAAAGCCAUUCGAGCUGACAUAGAAGGGGGGAAAGAGAAGUUGGAAAAAAUGAAGAAAAUGGUUGAGCUUGGGAGAGAUAAGAAAACCAAGAAGUUUAGAAAUAGGAAAUAUAUUGGGAGAACUCUGCUGUCAAACGUUGAAGAGAUUGGAUUGGAAAAACAAGCUUGGAAAUAGAGUUGCCAAAUGAAAAGGAUGGCAUGACUGUCUUUAUUUUUUAAAAUUAUUCCUACUUCCAUUUCACUGAUAUUUUGGAUGGAAUCAGCAAGUUGUGGCAUCCUUGGAUACCAAUUUGCACUAGCACUCCCGGAACAAGUCAUAGAAGAUUGGUAUUAUGCUCAGUUUAUGCCUCAGCAUGCUUGGAUGAUAGCAUCUUAUUCCAUGCAGAUCAUCACAGACGCUCAGAUUCUAGUGUAAGUUGCUGCUUGUAGGUGAACUAACGCUGAGUUUCUGGCACCUUUAGUUCAGGGCGGUAAAGAUUGGGCCAUGCUCAAGCUUGGCUAAAGCUUGAGUUGAACUUUUUGCCGUGCCUAUGUAUAUGGGAGUUCAGGGCUUUCGCUUCAAGUUAAUUGCCACGGAGUAUUUCCAAAUAUGCUUGGCAUUGAGUUGAUUAUAGGACAGAGUGACCCAUCAUGGUCUGAACUGAAGAGUUGGAAGUACUUCAAAAUAUGCUUGGCAUUGGGUUCUUGUCUCUUUUUUUUUUCUUUUUCUUUUUUCUUUUAUUUGGGUGAGGAAAAGGUGAAGUGGUGGGGAAGUGAGGGAAGAGGAUGAGAAUCAUGUGAUGAUAGAGAAAAGAUUUUUCUUCUGUUUUCAGUUUUUAUGUAAUAAUAUUAUAUGGAGAUAUGAUCUUUUACCUCCCCAAGACAUAACUCUUGACCACCUUACCCAUGUGGCAAGGUGGUCCCUUAGCAAGCUUUAAGGUUUUUUUUUUUUUUUUUUUUUUUUUU